AUGACGUCCCGCAGUUACACGAAAUCUUACAACCGUAAGCUUAACAGUGUAACACCCGGCAGUAUACAGUUCGACAAGCUCUUCCGCGAGAACAGCAAUCGGCCGUCCGCCGCCAAGUCAGCGGGUACUGUUGGCAAAUGGGGUAUAACGUCCUUCACGUCCAUCAGGAGCACCAAUAUCAAUGGAAGGAGAGAUGAUAUCCAUAACACGCUUGGCGCGAAGAAAAUGAAACUGGACUAUGGGAAUCAGAACGCCCGGGUGAAUUCUGGCAAGGAUCCGUUCUCCUUCGAGACAGACCCGGACAACAAGCCGGACGCCGCGCCGGAGGUCGUGAAGCCGAAGAAGUUCUUCAAGAGCCGGAACGUACCGGCCGUGGAAGAAUCUCGCCAAGACGUGGCGAUCUACAGACCAGUACCUGACUCUCAAUGCGGCCGGCCCCGUGUCCCGAAGCAACCCCAGCAGCCGCAGCAGCAGCCGGCGCAGCAGAAGCAGACGGCUGUGACGAAGGUGUCGCACGCGCCGGUCAAGAAAGUAGCGGAGAGCUUAGAUAACACGACCGGCGACGUUCUCCCGAGUCGAGAGGAAAACAAGCCGCCGAUCGUGCUGAGAAUAUGCAAAGGCACGGCGCGGUUUGUCUGCGGAGAUGUACAGGACACGCAGGACACCUCCGAGCCGGAGACCUACAGGAUCUCCACGUCGCUCGCCAGUCCAUCCAAGAUGGACAUCGAGCGGAAAACGUCCAACACGUCGGCGGAAACGUCGCUGAGGUCGGACUACCACAAGCCGGUGCGCUCCCACCAGCCGCUCGUCUCCACCGUAUCGAUCCCCUUGGAGAACUCCGACAUGCGUAGGACUACUCGCAGCCGCGCGAAAAACCUGCACCUCGACCUGACCACGACGACCACCACGUCGGUCGUCGCGACGCCGGCGCCGGCGAUGCCCAACUCCCACAGCUCCGGCCUCUCGUUAACGCUGAGGAAGUCCGUCACGGACUCCAACAACACCCUCAUAUCGCACUACGACAUCGUUAAGACUGACUGCGGCUCCUCGUACUCCUCCAAGCCGACCAUCGAGCCGUUGAUCGGACGCGAUCAGCCACUGCCGACUACAACUCAGGAGCUGAUCGACAUAUUAUCGAGCGACUCCGACGCGAAACUGCCACUGCCACCGCCGCCGGCACCGCUCGCACCCGCCGCGGCGACAACUGCGAUCAACGUAGCCGGUAACGUGGUGGAGGCUGAAGCAACGCCGGAGAACAUCGCCAGCCAGGUUCAACAUUGCACCAUAGACAUCCAGACUAACGAGGUUGUGUCUGAGCAGCAGCAGCAGCAACAAGAACAGCUGACGUCAAUUGUGGACGCGCAAUUGAUCGAACCGGUGGAAGCGGCGAUCGAGGCCGACCCCGAGUCGGAGCCGGAACCCGUGGUGCCGCGUGCGACCGGUGACACGGAGAUCGCCGCCGCCAAGGCUCUGGUGGAUCAGGACUGGUUCUCGGGCAGUGACGAUAGUGAAGGUGCUAGUGGGAACGCCGAGAGUGAGAUACCGCUGCACGUGACGAGUACAGUUUCGGAAUCGCAGAUCCCCGACGUACCGUUGACGAGUGUGCCGAUCAGCAGCAAGCCCGCCGCCACGAAGAAGGGCAGCAUCUUCAAGAGCCGCUCGACGGGCGCGACGAACGGCAAGAGGCGGGCGUUGUACAAGCACAAGUGGUGCGACAGCGACAAGGAGUCCACCGUCGCGGACACGCCUACCACCGACAAUAGCACACCGGCCACCGCGUCCGGCUCCGGCAGUGCGAGCGCCUCCGUCUACGAGGAAGAGUUCGAUCCCUCGCUCCUGACGAGAGUCGUCACUUACUCCGCGGCCGACGCUGGUUUCGAGGACGAAACUGAUGCCGUCACGAGUGUUCGUUGCGGUAGAAAAAUUAAAGGGUUCUAUACUGUAGUGAAGAACGUGAAGAAAGCUCACCAGAUACAGGAGAGCGGUGAAUUCCAAGAGUUCAAUGACGACGUGGAAUAUAUCUUGGACACUUUGAGGGAAAAUAAUCCAAAUGCUACUCGUUGCCUUUCCGCCAUACGGUUAGCAAGUAAAUGUAUGGCUCCCGCAUUUCGUAUGCACGUGCGUGCUCAUGGAACUGUUGCCAAGUUUUUUAAAGCUCUUCACGACGCAACUAAGGAUCAGAGCCUCGGCCUGUGCACGGCGACGGUGAUGUUUGUCUUGAGUCAAGAUCGCCUAGCUAUGGAUCUGGACCGUGAUUGUUUGGAGUUAAUGUUAAGUUUAUUAGAGUCUGAUGCCAGCCAUAAGGACGCUCUUGACGACUGUGGUCUGAGUCACGCUGAAUUAUUAAAAAAUAAGGAAAAAGUGCGCCAGUUGUGCGCCGAUAUCCAAGCUCAAGGACAUGCUAAGCACUUAAAUCUAGAUAACAUUACUGUUGGUCAGCUUGCUAUGGAGACACUGUUGAGCCUUACGUCAAAGCGCGCUGGGGAGUGGUUCAAAGAAGAGCUACGAGAAUUAGGCGGUCUGGAGCAUAUUGUAAAAACUAUUCGCGAAUGCCACCGUCAUAUUAACGGCCAGGACGUUUUAAAAUCCGGCUGGACAGAUCCUUUAUUAGAUAAAUUACGUAAAGUUGACAGAUGCUUACGUGUAUUAGAAAAUGUAACUCAUAUGAAUGAAGAGAAUCAAGUGUAUUUAUUGAAAUAUGAGGACGGAGUAUUAGUAAGCACAUUAGCUAGUUUAUAUUACUUCUGCGGUCAAGAAAUCCCCAUUUAUCCGACAACGGAUCCAAGCGACAAAAGUUCUACCGGUGCUGUUGUUAGAGAAUGCCUUUUCGCGAUUAUUAAAGUUCUCAUUAACCUCACCCAUCGAUUUAAUAGACAAUCUUUUGGUAGCAAGUCGGUCGGUUCUCAAAUCGGCGUUUUGGACUGUAGUUUAUUUCUUUUAUUGCGUGUUCCCGAGUCACUUCCGGAGGAAAAGCGGUUCGACAUGAUGAUGUUGGCAUUAAUUUUAUUGAUAAAUCUGGUGGAACAGUGUGACGAUAACAAGAAACAUCUCAUUGAUUCGAGAGCUCCUCCGUUGCUAGAAAAUAUUUUUGACUCUGGGGAAAGCGGAGUGGAAUCCUUGAUUGAUUUGUUUUACAAACAAGAGGAGCUUGCGCGUGCUGAGGAGCAAAAAACUGACGCUAUUCUGGACGGACAGAAAGAUUCUGAACAAACGGAAACGGUAUCGACUACUACUAAAUCUCAGGAAGAAUUUAUCGAAGAGACCGUUACAAAACUAUUGCAAAAAGCUGGACGACAUAUGGAACACACUUUGAUUGGAGCUUAUGUCGUGCUUUUACUUGGAUACUUAAUAAUGGAUAACAAGGAGUAUGAGUCACUAGUACGAAGUAGACUACGAGACAAGAGUUUCGCCACUAUGGUCUCUGUACUUCAAAAGUUCUUCAACUUCAUGAAUUUGACGGCAUCGAAUGAAGUGAGUAGUUGCGGGAUCGCUGCUACUGAGAAGGUAAUCAAGUUCCUAAAGAUGUCGGAUGCCAGAAUCGAGGAGGAGACGAACGAGUUACCAUUACCAGCAUUAGAAGACACCAGUAUAAUGCUCGACUUAACCUCAUCUUGAUUGACAUGUCAUGCACGCACCUGACAGCAUUUUUUUUCUCACCUGGCGUAUGCAAAGAGCCAAAGUUGUAUGUGUCCAGCGAAAAAGAAGUUUCUCUCUGUCACGACACAGGCGGACUUCUGUUUCAUAUUCAUAUAUUUUGAUACAUAUUUAUUCAUUUACGUAAUUUAUUGUAGGUUUUCAUCGCUAUUGAUUUUGCUAAAAUUCUCAUUAUACGAUGACGAUAAAUCGUUUUACAUUUUAAUCGGUUUUUAGAUAUAAGAUAGUGUAAUUUGAAUGAACAUUUAAAAGAACACAUCUUGUAAGUAUGAUUGCAGGGCACUUAUCGUGAUUACCGUUACACACACAGUGUCUACUAUCAACAAUCAUUUAAGCUAUCAAAUAGCCACCUUUUUGAGAUAUAACCAAGAAGCGUGAUUCUGAGCUUCUUGCCAGUCUAAAUGAUUUAUUUUCUGUAUAUGAUCUUAAUAUUUUGUACAAUCAACAAUUUAAAAUUACACUUUGCGUUUUAAAAACCUGUUAAGUAAUUCAUAUUGCACUAGGAUGCAUUAUGUCGCUGAAAUUCAAUAUAGCAUUAUGUAUAAGUUUAUUUUAAUAUUAAAAUUAUAUUACCAUAUAAGCCUUGUAAAUGUAAAUUUAUAAAUUAUAAUUGUACCUUAUACACACACCUGCGGUUCACAGUUAUUGGAUCCCGUUAGCAUGUAUAUACUUGUAAGAUCACUAUUGCGUUACACAGUGAUAUGUUUAGAAAAUA
Dinoponera quadriceps is the source of this 4369-nucleotide messenger RNA. It is a transcript of the gene wapl, whose product is annotated as protein wings apart-like. NCBI's taxonomy places the organism in Eukaryota, Metazoa, Arthropoda, Insecta, Hymenoptera, Formicidae. Gene Ontology annotation, biological process: regulation of chromosome condensation. Bases 1 to 3615 code for a protein of 1204 amino acids. The transcript is spliced from 11 exons. The record is from RefSeq and is a predicted model, not a curated record.